CCAUCCAUCCCCCAAGCCGCCGCCACUCCUCCUGUCUCUUCCUCCUCGGGUUCAUCCCCGAUCCAAAUCCCCUCCUCGCUUUCACCACCACACCAACCCGAGCCAAUCACCUCUCCUUCCACUUAGCCUCUCCAUCGGGAUCCAUCCCGUCCAACCAACGAGCCCCCUCCUCCUGCUUUGUUCCCCGAAGGGAUCGAGAGAGUUGCCGCCGCCUUGUCACCUCCCGCGCCUCUCGACCCCCGCCUCCUCUGCACGCAUCUCACCGGAGCAAGCUCACCCCGAUCCAGUCGCUGCCGGUGAACAGCGGCAGCAACCGAGGCCCGCUGCGUUUCCCCGCUAUUUCCUUCUCAUCCUUCCCCUUCCCCCUGUCUCUCCCUCACAUCUCUCUCUCUCUGCAGGAGACUGCCGUCGCGCCCUCUGCCAUGGAGCUCGCCUCCAUAGUCAGCACCGCCCGAGGGCCCCACCGUCCCCGACCUCCCCGCGGCCCACCUCACCUCAUCAUCCUCGUCUCCUCGCGACCGCGAGCCUGUCCUCGGACGCGCCUCCUCUGGUUCCCGAGGCCGAGUCGCCCCGUGCCCGCAACCCCGCGUCGACCUCCUGCCUCAUCUGCGUCGUCGGAGCCCCGAGGAGUUUGCGCCGUCCAUUCCUGCAUCCCGCUCGUCCCGGAGUUCCCUUCUUCGCCAGGACCACUGCCGCUGCUUCGCUCGAGCGACCGCAGCCUCGGGAGGAGCCCGAGAGCCUCCUCCUGCUCGACCCUGCUGCCUCGCUGCGGACCUCUUCCAGUGUGGACCUCGCCGGAGCUCCGCAAGUCGCCGAGCACAUCGCGCGCCGACCGUUCCGAGCUCCAAUCCGCGACUCCCCUUGCCGGAAUUGAACCCAGGCACCUCCCCGCGCUCAGUUCCGCCGUCCUCGACCGGUUCCUGCUCGCCCUCGCCCACACAAGUCCCUCGUCGCGCCGCCGUCGUCAAGUCCCUGCCGUGGCUCUACUUUCUGACGAGAACAGGGCGAGGUGCCCGCUCGCCUGUUCCUUCCCCGUUGACUUUUCAUCAAUGGAUUGCAGCGCCCAGGCCCAUCGCGCCAGCCUCCCUAGUUCACCGUCGAACUGGGCCCAAGGCCUCAAAGGCCCAUUGUUGGUUCUGAUAACAUCGUGAUUGUGAGGACUCGUUCGUCUACGUCCGUUUGUCUUCUUCAUUGACUCGUUCUUCUUCCUUGCGGGAUUUCAGCUUGCAGGUGUCGUGGAACCAUGCAUAUGACGCAACUAAGCUCAAGGAGGAGCUCGAUGAAGAUCUUGUCCUUUAUGUUGUUCUGCUUCCAGUUGAUCAGUAGUGGAGCCCAGUUGGGGUCGAUCGGGGACCUUGUCGCAUUUGGGGUUCUUCUUUUAUUUUGGUUCCGUAGUCGGACCUUGAUUGUAUUUGGAUGUUGUAAUGCUUUAUUCAUGUAUUUGUGUGAAGUGACGAUUGUGAUCCAA
This is a messenger RNA of Triticum aestivum (bread wheat), 1468 nucleotides long. RefSeq names its product lysine-rich arabinogalactan protein 19. The transcript has 4 exons. Lineage: Eukaryota; Viridiplantae; Streptophyta; Magnoliopsida; Poales; Poaceae. The record is from RefSeq and is a predicted model, not a curated record. Bases 423 to 1151 code for a protein of 242 amino acids.